Messenger RNA from Salvelinus namaycush (lake trout), 1368 nucleotides. Its product is annotated as glutamate receptor ionotropic, kainate 5-like. The record is from RefSeq and is a predicted model, not a curated record. The coding region runs from base 46 to 1368 and encodes 440 amino acids. The transcript is spliced from 10 exons. NCBI's taxonomy places the organism in Eukaryota, Metazoa, Chordata, Actinopteri, Salmoniformes, Salmonidae.
CGAGCAGGCAGCCAGCAGACCGUUCUCUAUGAGGAGCAGUAGAAGAUGCCGGCUCUGCCAGCGCUGCUGCUGUCGAUACACUUCUCCUCCUUCCUGCUAGUUACCAUGGCACCACGCUCCGGAAGCCAGGCCGCCCUGCUCUCCUCCGUCCGGAUGGCUGCGAUCCUGGAUGACCAGUCAGUGUGUGGGCGUGGGGAGCGGCUGGCUCUGGCCCUGGCCAGGGAGAACAUCAACAGUGUGAUGGAGGGAGGGGCCAGAGCCCGUGUGGAGGUGGACAUAUUCGAACUGCAGAGGGACUCCCAGUAUGAGACCACUGACACCAUGUGCCAGAUUCUACCUAAAGGAGUGGUGUCUGUGAUAGGCCCUGCCAACAGCCCUGCUUCUGGCUCUACUGUCAGUCAUAUAUGCGGAGAGAAGGAGAUCCCACAUGUAAAGAUAGGUCCAGAGGAGACUCCCAGGUUGCCCUACCUGCGUUUUGCCUCGGUCAGUCUGUACCCUAGCAACGAGGACAUGAGCCUGGCCGUGGCAGCCAUCCUGCGAUCCUUCAGCUACCCCUCAGCCAGCCUGGUCUGCUCCAAGGCCGAGUGCCUUCUGCGAUUGGAGGAGCUAGUGCGGCGCUUCCUGAUCUCCAGGGAGACGCUGUCAAUCAGGAUGCUGGAUGACAGCCUGGAUCCCACCCCUCUGCUGAAGGAGAUACGAGACGACAAGGUGGCCACCAUCAUCAUCGACGCCAACGCCUCCAUCUCCUACCUCAUCCUCAAAAAGGCAUCAGAGUUGGGGAUGACAUCAGCGUUUUACAAGUACAUCCUCACCACCAUGGACUUCCCCCUGCUGAGGCUGGAUGACAUAGUCGAUGACCAGUCCAACAUCAUAGGGUUCUCCAUGUUCAACACCACCCAUCCGUUCUACCUGGAGUUCAUCAGGAGUCUCAACCUGUCCUGGAGGGAGGGCUGUGAUCUCAUCUACCCCGGGCCUGCGUUGUCGUCAGCGUUGAUGUUUGACGCGGUGCACGUUGUGGUGGGGGCGGUGAGGGAGCUCAACAGGAGUCAGGAGAUUGGAGUCAAACCUCUCAGCUGCACCUCUCCUCAGAUCUGGCAACACGGCACCAGCCUCAUGAACUACCUACGCAUGGUGGAGUAUGACGGUCUGACAGGCCAUGUGGAGUUCAACAGUAAAGGACAGAGGACCAACUACACCCUGCGGAUUCUGGAGAAACACCGCAGGGGUCACAGAGAGAUUGGUAUCUGGUACUCCAACAACACACUGGCUAUGAACGCCACCAGUCUGGACAUCAACGUCUCGGAGACACUGGCCAACAAGACCCUCAUCGUCACCACCAUACUGGUGAGGUCAAACUCUUUAUCGUAA